AUGGGAAUACAUCCAAGGUUAGGGGAACUGAGAAAGGAGAACCUCCCAUUUUUCUUGUUAUUAUGUGUGGCACUUUCUUGUGCUUUUCCUGCAGAUACAAGACAGAAGAAGGAAGAAGACAUGCAAGUUAUUGAGAAGUAUCUGGAAAAUUACUAUGGCUUUAAGAAAGAUGGGGAAUCUUUUGUUUGGAAAAAUAACAGCCCAGUGACCCAUCUGAAAGAAAUGAAGGAAUUCUUUGGGCUGGAGGUGACUGGAAUACCAGAUUCUGGCACUUUGGGCUUGGUACAGAAACGUCGCUGUGGAUUCCCUGACAUAGCUGGGUUCUCCACCUUUGCAGGAGAGCCAAAAUGGACGAAGCAAGUUCUGACAUACAGGAUAUUAAACUACACACCAGACCUGCGUCCAGCAGAUGUCAAUGCAGCAAUCAAGAAAGCAUUAAGUGUCUGGAGCUGUGUGACUCCACUGAAAUUCAUCAAGAAGGAUAGAGGUGAUGCAGACAUAAUGAUCUCCUUUGCAGCCAGAGAUAAAACUCCAAAUCACAAUAACUUCAUCCCCUUUGAUGGCCCAGGAUGGUCCCUUGCUCAUGCCUAUGCACCCAGCAAGGACAUUGGUGGAGAUGCUCACUUCGAUGAGGAUGAAACCUGGACCAAACGCAUACAGGGUACGAACCUGUUUUAUGUUGCUGCCCAUGAGUUUGGCCAUUCACUGGGAUUCUUCCAUUCCAAAGACCCCAAUGCUUUGAUGUAUCCAGUUUACAGGAAAUUUGACCCUUCAGUACUCCCUCUUCAUCAGGAUGAUAUUACUGGCAUUCAGUACCUCUAUGGACCAUCUUCUAACACAUACAAUGAUCAAAGGGAAUCUACUGAGAUAAAAGACACAAUUGAGCCAAAAGAUCCUGCACUGCCAAACACCUGUGGCCUCAAUUUAACUUUUGAUGCUGUCUCCACUUUCCGUGGAGAAAUAAUGUUUUUUAAAGACAAACAUAUUUGGUGCAAACAUCCUGCAGUCAGAACAGCUGAUUUUAAUUUAAUAUCUUCGUUCUGGCCAUGGCUGCCACCUGGUGUUGAUGAUGCAUAUGAAAUUUCUGAAGAAGAUGAAACCAUCAUUUUUAAAGGGAAUGAAUUCUGGGUUGUGAAAGGAGAUACCAUACUUCCUGGAUGCCCCAAAAAACUCUACACCCUGGGCUUUUCAAAGGAUCUUACCAAAAUUGAUGUUGCUUUUUAUAAUGAAAAUGAGGGGAAAACAUAUUACUUCAUGGUGGACAAAUUUUGGAGUUAUGAUAAAAGAAGUCACUCUAUGGAUAGAAAGUCAUUAGUCAUAAGAGAUGCCUUUCCAGCAAUUAAUGGGAAGAUUGAUGCUGUUUUUCAACAUGAAAACUUCCUUUAUUUCUUCUGUGGAAGAAAGCUAUUUGAAUUCGACAUUGAUAAAAGAGUUACACGCUUCCUAAAGACAGACUUCUGGUUUCCAUAUUAA
This is a messenger RNA of Neopelma chrysocephalum (saffron-crested tyrant-manakin), 1473 nucleotides long. Its product is annotated as stromelysin-1-like. Gene Ontology annotation, biological process: proteolysis; extracellular matrix organization; collagen catabolic process. NCBI's taxonomy places the organism in Eukaryota, Metazoa, Chordata, Aves, Passeriformes, Pipridae. Gene Ontology annotation, cellular component: extracellular matrix. The record is from RefSeq and is a predicted model, not a curated record. Gene Ontology annotation, molecular function: metalloendopeptidase activity; zinc ion binding.